Messenger RNA from Morchella sextelata, 615 nucleotides. RefSeq lists its product as uncharacterized. Lineage: Eukaryota; Fungi; Ascomycota; Pezizomycetes; Pezizales; Morchellaceae. The record is from RefSeq and is a predicted model, not a curated record. The transcript has a single exon. The coding region runs from base 1 to 615 and encodes 204 amino acids.
AUGAACGUAAACGACCUCCUCUCCUCUCCCCUCGCUCUCGACGACCCUGGCUUCAAAAAGCGCCCCCGCGCCGAAACCCUCCCCGGGACCCAACAGCAAUCCCUCGAGGUUGAUAUCCCAACAAUCUCCGAGCUCACCACCCAAUUCCCCACCCGGAGCGCAUUGCACGCGCACCUUAACUCCCUCCCUAGAUCAAUGCUUAUUGCAAUGCUGCUCGCAGAGAAUAAGGACGCGACAGGGCCUGUGGAAAAGCUCGCACACUGUGUAUACUGCCACCAACCGUUCGAUAAGAGCGUGGAGGUACAGGACUGCAAGGUAGAGCAUUUUGGUGACCAGGAUGGGCCGGCGUGGGAUUGCUGUGGGUUGGAGAUCCUUGAGUAUGUCGACUAUUCCAAUGAGGGUUACCAUGCGGCCCCGGAGAAUAUUGAGUCGCCAUAUUGUUAUGAGGGCGUACACCGUGAGAGCUUGGUUAGUGAGGAAGAGGCAGCGGCGGAGGCGGAUAACGGUGAAGUUUGGUGGAGCGAGUUUGGGGAGCGGGGACCGGAUUGCAAGAGUAUGGGGUGUUACGAUAAGGUCAGUCGUGGGCAUUUGGAUAAGAAGACUAAAGCUGGGUAA